Molecule: messenger RNA, 5946 nt
Organism: Lates calcarifer (barramundi perch)
Lineage: Eukaryota; Metazoa; Chordata; Actinopteri; Centropomidae
Gene: rab1ba
Product: zRAB1B, member RAS oncogene family a
Exons: 6
Coding region: 261-866 (201 amino acids)
Molecular function (GO): GTPase activity; GTP binding
Source: RefSeq, a predicted model, not a curated record
CGUGGCCAUCUUGAACCUCUCGCUAGCAACGGUCAUAGAAAAGCAGAAAAGGGGAGUUAAAUAUACCAGCCUAACCUGACCGAAAUAGGGAUAUGUCCGCUAGAGUUAAGGAUAUAUGAACAAUAACACAGUGGAACGACCAGGGGACAGUAAAGGAGACAGUACAACAGCCAUCUGUGCCUCGGAUAACCGGACCUUCAAGCCGGAGUAGGAAGGAAGAGUCGAGUCACCGACAGACAAAACAUAUCCAGAGUGAAACCAUGAAUCCCGAAUAUGACUAUCUGUUCAAGCUGCUGCUCAUUGGAGACUCUGGAGUAGGAAAGUCCUGUCUUCUGCUGCGUUUUGCAGACGACACCUACACAGAGAGCUACAUCAGUACCAUUGGAGUAGACUUCAAGAUACGCACCAUUGAGCUGGAUGGCAAGACCAUCAAACUGCAGAUUUGGGACACUGCAGGGCAGGAGAGGUUUCGUACCAUCACCUCCAGUUAUUACCGUGGAGCCCAUGGCAUCAUAGUUGUGUAUGAUGUGACCGAUCAGGAGUCCUAUAACAAUGUGAAGCAGUGGCUUCAGGAAAUUGACCGCUAUGCCAGUGAAAAUGUCAACAAGCUUCUGGUGGGCAACAAGUGUGAUUUGACCACCAAGAAAGUAGUGGACUACACAACAGCCAAGGAGUUUGCUGACUCUUUGGCUAUCCCCUUCCUGGAGACAAGUGCUAAGAACGCUACCAAUGUAGAGCAAGCUUUCAUGACCAUGGCUGCAGAGAUCAAGAAACGCAUGGGCCCCGGGGCCACAGCUAGCGGUGACAAGCCCAACUUGAAAAUUGAGAGCACCCCUGUCAGGCAGUCUGGAGGCGGCUGCUGUUAAAGGACCCCUCGUCUCCACCACACCAACCAUCCCCCCCAGCAUCUCCACACUGACAUUUCCCUUUCUUCUCCUUCUGUGUUCCCUCCCAUCAUCUCUGCCACUCCCACUCCCCACCAUUCCACCAUGACAUCCUAUGAUCCACACCCAGCUCUCUGACCCCCCCUCUGUCAGCUUGCCAGGAGAUACACGAUGGCUAGGCAAACAGAGGAGUAAACUGCAGGAGAGAUUGGAGAAUAGAUUGGAACUUUGUGAGGGUUAAUUCAGGCUUGUACACUCACCAGAUACAGAGAAGAAAGCAACCAGUGUGUGAGGGGGGAACAAAAACACACACCAAAACAACUUAUACUUUUUGCCAAGAGGCUAGAAAGAAAACAGGUAUGGGGGAAGAUUGGUAUUGAUUUAGAGUGGCCUGGCCAUGACUUACCUGCACAAACACACACACACACAGGUGCAAAGUGUUUGAGUUGGGCAGUGUAUAUGCUCUGCAUGCAGUAGGAAGUGUGCCUCAAUAGCAGCAGCCUUCAAACAGUGACUCAUCAUUUCCAUUCAUUGAGGAGGAGCCAGGGAGAGCCUGCUCGUUGAGCCCCCUCUCCCUCCAUUUGUCCUCUUCCACAUUUUCAAUUCUUACUUUCCUAAGGUGUGUUCAGAUAGAAAGUGAAGCAAAUUUUUGCCUCAUCUGUUUUAAUUUGAUCACUGGAACACUGGACCAUAUUGACUGGCUCCAAGCAGCCAGUGUAUCAGCUUUACAGACAUUAGCUGUAAGCUAGCUCAAAAUGGACACACUGAAUGUGUGUAUGGGAAUGUGCCUCUUUGUGUUGAGUUCACACUGACUGAUUUUUGAAGUCAAUAGGAACUCUGGUUCUUUGUGUUAUUUCCCUCCAGUUUCUCAGCUUUUUCCUCUGGCCUGUGUGUCUGAAGCAGAGCUCAAACUCCAGCUCAAACUGAAACAUCAGCAUAGAUAAGCCUUCUACUCAGUUUGUAGCACCCCUGGCAGGCUCUCAUUUAACUGCACUUACUCAUUUUUCUAUUGACCUUUUAUGCAAUUACAUUGUCUAUAAAAUUAGCAUCAUGUUCUGUCUGAACACACUUUGAAGUUCUCAUUAUGCUUCAAACCAACCAGGUCUCUCCUCAAUGGGCUUCAUGGUGUUGUACUUGAUUGUGCCCAUGUAAAGUCAGAAGUAGUGGUGUGAAGACUGAGAAAAGUCUUCACACCACUACGACCUGUUGCCUACACCAAAGUACAUGACUGUGGGAUUAAAGUUACAAAAAUUGUCCAACGGGCCUCCCAGACUUCGUGUCUGAAAAGGGGGAUUCAGACUGUAGUACAAGCUUUUUGAAGCAGUACUGAGGCCUUUAGUGCCUUGACACAAAAGAAAGUGGGAGAGUGACAUUAAUUUCUGCAUCCACGCAAAACCCAAGUCUGAACCAAUAAUGAGAUCACAUACUGGAGGAAGAUCUACAUGCAGACGGAUUGUAGGUAGUUUGACAUAAGCAUUAAGCAUGGAAUUCCUUAACCAAACUCCCCUCCGCUACAGUUGACGUAGUAGAGGAGCAUGGAGACUCAGCUAAUUCCACAUGUAAACAUUGGGGCUGGGAUGGAGGUGCUGGAUGUGCGAAGUGUAAUAUAUAGUGUUAGUUUUUCUUUUUAGUCUUCAGUCUUUAAAGGAAUAAUGUCACGUUACAGAAAGAACUAUGACAGAGUGCUGUGACAUUUAGCACAGUGACCUCCUUGAAUGACACUAAAUAUUACAGUUAGAGGGCAGAUGGCUUGAGACACAGAUGACCAGGCAUGAUAAAAGUGGUGUAGGGGCCUCUGAGUAAAAGAGAAGCAAUUGGCAAUAUCCUGCAUUGAUCGUAUAAGUAGUGUUUUAUUAUUGUUGUAGUUUUAUUGUUUAUUUUUCCAUUGAUACAUCUGAUGGAGACAACUUGUACAGAUUGCUUAAAGUCUCAUUCAGUACAUGACAGAGUAUGUUCUAGGAUGUUGUUUCAUUCAUGCUUGUUUGCAGAUGAAGCUGGGGUGGAGAUGUGGUGUGGGUGUGUCUGUUGGCUAAGGGGGUGGGGCUUACAAAUGCUGCUGUUCCUUCCCUGAGAUGUUUGACAAACAUAGUUGUCUCCCACUCGUGGCCACACUUGUCUUUUAUGUCCCUGAGCAUUUCUGGUUCUUUUUCAGACACUCUAGUGCUCCAGUUUGUGCCUCUCAUGUAGUUCUUUUAACAUUUGAGCCUCUUACACUGAUUAUUAAGGCCUCAGUAUACUUCAAAUGAACUAGGUCAUACAGAAUGUCAUAUGACAGCAUCUACAGGCAAAGACUUUUACACCUGUUCCGAAUGGCCACACUUGAAGGUGAGGCAUAAAGCAAUCUUAAAGAGGGGCGAGAUAAAGCUUACACAUGGCCAGAGCAGUGUGAACAUUUUAUGUGAGUGAAGUAGUUGAUUGGAGGGAAGUUCAAACCUACCUGCUUUCACAGCUUCACACAUCUGACCAAUCCCUGUGUGAGGUUACAGAAUUUGACAGAUGCAUCCUGUCUUGAUUCUUGUGAUGUAAAGGAGGAUUCAGAUGCUGUUAAAUGACUCAACAAGCUCUUUGUUUGAAGCAUACUGAUGCCUUUAAACUCAGGACUUUACUGUUUUUACUCUAUUGUUUGAAGAAAUAUCCAUAGAGACAUGGACACUGGAAGACUUUCCUUGUCCUUUGAGAAUUGUAGGAAUGUUUUCAAAUGUGUUUCAGGUGAGAUUUUUGGACCAGUUACCAUUUUUUACUUGUAUUUGAGCACGAAAGUAGUUUCUUGAUGUCAGGAUAAUCUUAACUCAAGGCCCAUUUACCAUUUUUUCCAGAGCUCCCACCGUCCCUCUCAGCUCACACUCUGUAGAAGCCGGUAAGUGGACCUUGAGUUAAGUUUUUUGUCACAGUAAGCAUAUUUAUUUCUAAUGAAAACAGUGGCUUAGUUCUCUAAAUUAAAUGCAAUCAUCGUCCAUGUCAAAGCCUCAAAAGUAAAAUAUGAUGAUCACAUGUAGAGCUGGGUGGAAGUGGAAGAUUUUAGAUACCAGCACUGAUACAAUACUUUUCCUAAAUAGUCUAAAACUGGCAAAGUAAUGAGCAUAAAGUGUAGAUAUUGAAAAAGUAGUUUGCAAAAAAAAACUUAUCUCAGAAGUCCACUUCCUGUUUUUUUGUUUGUUUGUUUGUUUGUUUUCCAGAGCUUUCUCCCCUCAUAUACAACCUAAGUGUGGCGCUUCAGUCAUGUAACAACAGCUGAGCAAACUCCAUUAGCUCAUAAAGACUGUACAGUGUGGUAGAAAGUUCUGGAAGGGCAGCCUUGACCUCAAGAUAAGAUGUUUUUGUCAAGCUGGCUAAAUGAUGAUUUAAAUUAGUAACUGAUGAAAAAUGAGUCAAGUAGAGUAUACAUUUCAUUACUCCUUCAAUACCAACUUUCAGUGCUUGGCACUUUUCAAUACUUGACACACAGACACAUCUGGUCAGUACCAAAAUGCCCAGUACCUUUAUUACAGUAGAGCAACAAACUGGCGCUAGCAGUUUCUCCUCACUGUAUGAGACAUUCAUAUACAGAUUUAAUUACCUGUUUGCAUCAGACAUAGGCUGUUUGCCAUGGCUGCCAAUGGUUGGCAUAGCAAUGCUGAAAUCAGAGACAGGUAUAAGGCUGUUUACAUGCCUGGAGCUCUGAGCAGCUCCCUGCCUCUCAGGGCUGUGUUAGGUCUCAGUGGUAUUCAGGGAAACUGGAAGGAAUGUGAGGAAAAGAGGGGCCUCUACCCUUCAGUGACAGCUCAGCAUCUGACAUGAAACCUUUUACCCCCUCUAAAAAGAGCUGGAAAAUGUGGUGGUGGUGUUGUAGAAAGCUGGUUCCGCUAUAAAUACUGAACAUACUGUGUUCGAGUAACAUCAGGUCCUUCAGAAAACUCCCUCUUGUAGUUCCCUCGAUAACCUGUGGUCUAGUUGUAACCAGCAGGGAGAUCUAGAUUCAGGUCCAGGCCAUAGGCAGUUUGAUCAUGCACGUUGUGUUUGUCGGCGUCCGGAGGAUCAGGGACUGACUGGUCUUGGUUUGCUGACCGGAUAUGAACUCCCUACUCUCCCAUCCAGCCAACCACGUCACUGCAGCUUGAAGAAUUUGUCUCUGAUCAGCCCCUGUACUCCGAUAAGGGAAUCUCAGCCAGGCUUUGGUUGCUCUCCUGGGUCUCAAGAAUUACUUGUCAGCAUUUCAGGUACAGUGCUGCCUUUGGCUUUGGCAAUGUGUCACAAAUAAAAUGCAACUGCAGAAGUGCAAUUUCAGCUCCUGAACAUAUAGAUGAGUCCAUGUUAUGUUGACAACAACAGCCUUCCAUUUGUGAAGCCUCAUCACUGAUUUCUGUGAUUAGUUCUGGAGCGGUCAGAGUGAAUCAGAUGUGAUGAGUUGUGAUCAUGUUGCCAUCACCUGGAGCUGAGUGGAGUGUGUCAUCAUCAGGUUACACAAAUAUUUUUAUCAUUGUGGAGAUAAAGUGGAAUGGUGCAGUUUUCUGUGCAGGAAUCUCACAUUAAGAGGGAGGGAAGGAAGUGGCAGUGUGUGUGUAUGUGUGUGUAGAGCGGGGCAGGGUGGUGUGUAACAUUCCCCAGCUGUCUGGACACAUGUUGGUAUCCCAGCAUCACGCCAGUCUCACUUGAGUAGAUGCAGAACAAGUGAUCAUUUGAAAUGAACACUCGUCUCUCACACAUGUACUGGAUAUUUAGCGCUUUGAUGACUGAUUUCCUUUUUUUUAAUCUUUCUUUCAAAAAGUCUUGAUAUUCUACUGAUUUUAAUGAAUUCAUUGAAUACUAUACUGUGUUGUCUAGUCCAUCAAAGUAUGAGGGGUCACUGGGGAGGGUGGGAAGUCUGAUGUGGGUGGGGUUUAACAGAUAUAGGGUGAGGCUUUUGCUUCUGAAUGUGAUUCUGAUGAAAUAAUGCUUGACUUUUUUUCUUUAGUUCUCUAUUUGUAUUUGGGUUUGUUUGUCAUUUGCACACUUGUUUACUGCUGUUCAAUGGCUUAAUAAAGGCACUCACUAGGUGUUUGUUAAUAAAAAGCAGUGGGCAGGAGUUUGCCUGUCCGUCACCUUC